Molecule: messenger RNA, 3683 nt
Organism: Xiphophorus maculatus (southern platyfish)
Lineage: Eukaryota; Metazoa; Chordata; Actinopteri; Cyprinodontiformes; Poeciliidae
Gene: strc1
Product: stereocilin-like
Exons: 25
Coding region: 7-3357 (1116 amino acids)
Biological process (GO): cell-matrix adhesion
Cellular component (GO): stereocilium tip; cell surface; kinocilium
Source: RefSeq, a predicted model, not a curated record
UCCAGGAUGGAAGGUCUGCUGACUACACCUGUGACUGAAGUGUUGAAUCGAGCGGUUGCUGCAACUGUGGUGAUCCUGCUGGCUGUGGAGGAUUCUAUCGGUCCCAUUUGGCAAGUCAACACCACCAUAGGACAAAGUGCUCUGACAUCUGUUGUUGACUACUUACAGAGAGAAAACAACCAGGACAGGAAGAAGGCGUUGCUACAGUGCUUUGGGACAGUUCUCAGCCAUCUGCUGCAGACAUCAAGAGAUGUGAGCGGCAGUGAACUCCUUUUAAUGAAGGAGUACCUCAGCUUGCCUUUGAGCAGCCUGAAGCCGGUGCUGGCUGCAGCACAUAUCAGCACCAUCAGACUAAUCCUUCAGUAUUACAACAGUUUCAAGAACACCAUAAAGUUAUCUAAAGAGUACCAGUCGACCAUGGUGUCAGUGAUACUUAAGACCCACCAGGCAACAGACAGCAAACUUCUUCUUGACCUGGGUUCUCUGCUGGUCGCAGUCAGUCCAGAUGAUAUCAAGACAUUUCCCUCCUUACAGAACAAUGACAAUUUACGGGAGAUCAUUAACACGAACUUGGACAGGAUGAGCCUGGCCCAGCGGGAGGCCUUUGGCUUGUGGUACAGCAAAGUUUUAUCUCCCUCCAACAUCACUGGAGGUCAUCAGUCACUCAUCAGGGUCACAGGAAACCUGAUCGCCUACUUGCCUUUCCAACUCUUCCAACACCUCUCAGCUGCUCAGCUGCUGGACGGACUGGAUGUGCUGCAGAGAAACACCCUCUCGCCGCUAAAGCAGGAUUUCAUCGCCAGCAAACUUAUUGGGACCUACAGGAACAUGACAGCUCAGGAUCUCAUCAGAUUGGGAAAUGUCUUAUGCCUCGCAGAGGCAAAGGAUCUCCUUGUUUACAAAAACACUGAGGUCUUCCAGGUCAUCCAGGAGAUUAUUAUGAACUGCACACUCAGUGGACUCAGUAUGCCCAGCCAGCUGGUUUCAGAUCUCUUACUGAGCAACCCAGAGUUUAAGAUCCCAUCCUCACUCAGUUCUGACCGCCUGGAAGAGAUCGCUCCACUCCUGCCCUUGCUGGGCGUAACUUUCCUGAAUGGUCUGACGACAUCCCAGUUGCUCGCCGCUCUUCCUGCCCUCAGCACCGUACCGUUUACUCCAACACAGGCCUCCGUAAUCGUGGACAAACUUCUAUCUAACGCACGGCUCCCAGACCAGCUGGAGGAGCUCGGUUCCCUCAUUGUUGGUGUAAAGACAGAGACCCUCCUGUCCCUCAAUUCUGACAGACUGCUCUCCGCCAUGAAGGCCUUCGCUCAACACACUCCCGCUCUCUGCCGGCCAUACAUGUCGGUCUUCUGUGCGCCGGAAACAAACGCCAUUGCCACGAAACUAUGGGGCUUCCCUGAAGUUGUCAGCUGGUUGGACGACAUGGAGCCUCUGCUCAGAUGGACGCCUCUGAUAUGUGUCCUUUCAAGAACACCGCUUCUUGUGAAAAAUCUCUCCAAGACCGCCACGAAACCCUGGAAAACGCAGCAGGCUCAAGCCAUUGUCAAGGCAGUUAAUACUUACACAAAUCAAACCAAGCAAAGUUUUCUGAGCCUGGGAACCCUGGUUCAGGGUGUGAGCUGCAAGGACCUACACCAACUUUUUCAGGCUGAUCGGUCGCCUCCUUUUGUGAGGAAGAUCUUGGCCCUCCUCAGGCAACAGCCCAGUCUUCUUCACACUGCGCUGAAAAGGUGUGUGAUUGAGGAGCUGUACCCACUUCAGUUCUUCGCUGACCUUCUUCAAGAUCUUGGAGCUGAAAUUGCUUUGUGCAUACCGAUGGUCAUCAUUAGGUUGCUUCCUGCAGAUAUGAUGGACAUUCUGAGGAAGAUGAUUGUUGCCUCCCCUCAGCACUUUCUCAUGUUAACUAGAAUACAGCAGGAGAUUCUCGUGGACAAAAUCAUUCAGAGGAUGAACAUGUACACUGGGCCAUUCACUGAAGAGGAGUUUCGUUCACUAGACAUUAUGGCCCCAUUUGUGGCGGAUGAAGUUUUCGUUCAGGUGGAUCGAAGCUUCUUCACUAAAAACCUGGAUUACCUCCAAAGGCUUUGCUACAGCAGCAGCAAGAUGGAAAUUGUGGCCCGUAUUCUUCAAGAACCGGCUGUUUUUGGGCCAGUGAAGAACUGGAACCAGGCAACGCUUAGUGCAGUGGGACGAUUUCUCUUCUUCCUGCCUCUUAACGUUUUGCAGGACUUGCCAUUGCCACUGAUGACAGUGGGGCGCAUAGAGAAGCUGUUCAUGAGCCAGCGUCAGUGGGAAGAUGGUGACGUGGGGAUCCUCUGCUCAGACAUGAACGAAAUAAAGGAUGUUUUUAGCAAACGGCAGUUCGUUCUGCAGUUUUUCCUGGGCUUCCUUAAAAUGAAUUAUAUGUCAUCGCCUCCAAUUGUUCCUACCUGUGAGAUUUUGCACACCACGCUCCCCUCUGCUUGGACCCCCAGCAGCUUCAGCAGCAUGUCUUCAUUGGCCUUCUCCAACUGUCUGGAGCUGAUAGGCCAGGACCCAUUUCUUGCAUCCUACCAGCGUGUCGAGAUUCUCAAAAGAGUCAAAAAGAUAUACGGACCCACCGCCUCCUUCUCCCAGUCUGUGAUUGCUCAGCUGGGUGAGAUAGCAGUAGAGCUGACACCAGAGGAGCUGAGAACUCUUCGACUGACAGAGCGACGGAGUAUCAGUGCUUUGGGAGCUCUCAAAACCUGGAACAAAAGACAGCUGACUGCACUGUUUACCGCCGUGUUAGACUCUACCAAACUGAUACCAAGUAAGCUUGACUCCAGUAUGCUGGUGGCCCUGGGCCACAUUGUGUGCGGAGCUCAAAUCGCAGAGAUCAACACUUUUAACAAUGUGGAGUUCAGUAAGGCGGUUCUUUGGCUGGGAAAGCUCAACCUGACCUGCUCAGAGGAGCAGAUGGGGGCUUUGGUUGGGCUGCUCACCCACAAUCUUGCUUUUGGAUUCAUGAGCUCAUGGGGCACAGAUGUGUUUAUUGAGAUCGGAUCUCUGGCAGGUGGUCUUCCUGACAUUGUCAUGUCAUCUCUGGCGAAAGAGCAAAUCGAAGGAAUCUCACCCAUGGCUAUGUCCAUGAUACCACCUAAGAAGUUUUCUGUGGUAUUUCACGAGAACCAGAUCAACAUGUUCACCUAUGAGCAGGCUUAUGCAUUGACUCCAGAGCAGCGCUCAGCUCUGACAGAUGUCCAGAGAAGAGCUAUUGACAUGGUGCUGACUUGCUGGAAAAGAAACAUAGAUUUGUCAGCAGGGCUGGCUCAGAGCCACAGCCUUCUGUGCAUCAUACUGGGACUGCUGAUGGUGCUGGCCGUCCUGUUCUGACCCGACACAUGAACCUGCUCACUCUACUGGAUCAGAAGCUUCAUCACAACAAUAAAAGCACAUUUCAUUUACAACUCUGGACUAUAAACAUGACAGUUAUCGCAAUCACAAUGUGUUUUCAGCAGCAAUCAGUCAGUGUGACAUCCAAAGCUUUAUAGAUUAACUCAUGGCAGAAAAACAUACGUAGACAGUAUUUAUUUUUUAUAAGCCUAAUUGAAUCCAUUCUGCCCUAAUUUAUUACUCUCUAUGCGCAAUGUAUUAAAACAACUUCUGCCUCAAACCUACAGAUUUAUAUAUAUAUAUGCUUUUCAAAUAAUAUAUGUUCU